Condylura cristata (star-nosed mole) is the source of this 2217-nucleotide messenger RNA. RefSeq names its product pescadillo ribosomal biogenesis factor 1 (gene PES1). The transcript has 15 exons. Gene Ontology annotation, biological process: ribosome biogenesis; maturation of LSU-rRNA from tricistronic rRNA transcript (SSU-rRNA, 5.8S rRNA, LSU-rRNA). Gene Ontology annotation, cellular component: PeBoW complex; nucleolus. NCBI's taxonomy places the organism in Eukaryota, Metazoa, Chordata, Mammalia, Eulipotyphla, Talpidae. The coding region runs from base 84 to 1850 and encodes 588 amino acids. The record is from RefSeq and is a predicted model, not a curated record. Gene Ontology annotation, molecular function: RNA binding.
CUCGGGGUCCUAGGCCAGGCACGUGCGGGAGGAAGUGGCGCUGUGUGUCCGCGCGGUGCUCGUAGACCCUUCAACGUGGAGACAUGGGAGGCCUGGAAAAAAAGAAGUAUGAACGAGGCUCUGCCACCAACUACAUCACCCGGAAUAAAGCCCGGAAGAAACUGCAGCUGAGCCUGGCCGACUUCAGGCGGCUGUGCAUCCUCAAGGGUAUCUAUCCCCACGAACCCAAACACAAGAAGAAGGUCAACAAGGGUUCCACAGCAGCCCGGACUUUUUAUCUUAUCAAAGACAUCAAGUUCCUCCUCCAUGAACCCAUCGUUAACAAGUUCCGUGAAUACAAGGUGUUUGUCCGGAAGCUGCGGAAGGCCUAUGGGAAGAGUGAGUGGAAUACCGUGGAGCGUCUGAAGGACAACAAGCCCAACUACAAGCUUGACCACAUUGUCAAGGAACGGUACCCCACCUUCAUCGAUGCGCUGCGGGACCUGGACGAUGCCCUCUCCAUGUGCUUCCUCUUCUCCACCUUCCCACGGACCGGAAAGUGCCACGUGCAGACCAUCCAGCUGUGCCGCCGGCUCGCCGUGGAGUUCCUGCACUAUGUCAUCGCCGCCCGGGCCCUGCGCAAGGUCUUCCUGUCCAUCAAAGGCAUUUACUACCAGGCUGAAGUGCUGGGGCAGCCCAUCGUGUGGAUCACGCCCUACGCCUUCUCCCACGACCACCCGACAGACGUAGACUACAGGGUCAUGGCCACCUUCACCGAGUUCUACACCACCCUGCUGGGUUUUGUCAACUUCCGCCUCUACCAGUCACUCAACCUGCACUAUCCGCCCAAGCUCGAGAGCCAGGUCCCCUCAGAGGCGAAGGCCAGUGAGGACACCUAUGCGCUGGACUCCGAGAGCUCUAUGGAGAAACUGGCAGCCCUCAGUGCUAGUCUGGCCCGCGUGGUGGUGCCUGCGGAGGAAGAGGAGGCCCAAGUGGAUGAAUUUCCCACGGAUGGGGAGCCUUCGGCGCAGGAGGAGGGCCUCAGGAAGGAGCUGGAGGCGCAGGAGAAGCACAAGAAGCUCUUCGAGGGCCUGAAGUUCUUCCUGAACCGUGAGGUGCCCCGGGAGGCGCUGGCCUUCAUCAUCAGGAGUUUUGGGGGGGACGUGUCCUGGGACAAGUCCGUGUGUAUUGGAGCCACUUACGAUGUCACAGACACCUGUAUCACCCACCAGAUUGUCGACCGGCCUGGGCAGCAGACCUCCGUCAUUGGCAGGUACUACCUACAGCCCCAGUGGGUGUUUGACUCCGUCAAUGCCAGGCUCCUUCUCCCUGUGGCAGACUACUUUCCUGGGGUACAGCUGCCCCCACACCUCUCACCCUUCGUGUCAGAGAAGGAAGGCGAUUACAUCCCCCCUGAGAAGUUGAAGUUGUUGGCCCUGCAGCGGGGAGAGCACCCAGGACAUUUGGACGAAUCAGAAGAGGAGGAUGAGGAGGAAGACAAUGAAAGUGAUGGUGGUGAAGAUGAAAGUGAAGGUGAAGACGAGGAGGAAGAUGUGGAGGCUGGUUCAGAAAAGGAGGAAGAGGCCCAGCUGACAGCCCUGGAGGAGCAGAGAAUGGAGGGGAAGAAGCCCAGGGUGAUGGCGGGCACCGUGAAGCUGGAGGACAGGCAGCGGCUGGCCCAGGAGGAGGAGAGCGAGGCCAAGCGCCUCGCCAUCAUGAUGAUGAAGAAGCGGGAGAAGUACCUCUACAACAAGAUCAUGUUCGGCAAGAGGCGCAAAAUCCGAGAGGCCAACAAACUGGCGGAGAAGCGGAAAGCCCACGAUGAGGCUGUGAAGGCCGAGAAGAAGGCCAAGAAGGCAAGGCCAGUGUGAGAGCUGGAGUCUUGGUGGGUCGAGGCCGGCUGUCAGCAGCUGGCCUUGGCACAGGCAGGCCCAAGGACCCAGGCCUGGUGACAGACAGUCUUUGCUCCCCAUCCUCCUCCCGCUGCCAGCCCCCGCCUCUCGUGCUCCUGUUGGGCCGGUGGGCGGCUCUCGCCUCUAGGAUGGAACUCCUGCUCUUGGCGUACGGGGGCGGCGGCGGUGUUCCCCGGAGUCAGUGACAUUGAGGACUUGGGGGCCCUCACUGGCUGGACCCCCUCCUGCCAACACACACACUUGGACCCAUGAUUCUUCCGUGCUGAGGUGGGGUGAAGGUGAGGGAUCGUGUUAUUAAACAGCUAGAGUUUUGCAGCCAACUGAA